CAAAGCAAAGAAGCAGUCUCUCGAUCUAUUCCCUCAGCCAGCGCCGGCGAAACAUCUUCCGCCCCCGUCGCCACCUCGGAAGAGAAGGGCGUCUUCCUCCCCACUCCAUCCUUUUACUCGUACCGAACCUGCGCGGAGCGGGCAUCCAUCCGGUCCCGAUCCCUUUUCUUGGUGUUUGGUCUCGGGGAGAAAUGGACCCUCCGGCAGCAGAUCCUGGACCAGCCAAGGCUGAAGCUGUUGGACCUCAGGGGGAAAUGGAUCUUCCGGUCGCCGAUCCUGGACCGGUGAGGAAUGAAAGUGAGCUUGUCCAGUGUCCGUACUGCGAUUCCGAAGCUAUGCACAAGCUAGCGCAGUUCUUGCUCCCUGGCCUGGCCGCGGUCUGCGUCGACAGCACAACUGGUGAUCUGUUCAGGAGUCCAUCUGCCGUUGCUGUUGACCUCAGGAAGGAAAUGGUGGACCACAUCACACAGAAGAGUGAGACCUUCAUAGCCGAUGCUCUCAUCGAAUCGGAAGCAAACCAAAACCCUGAGAAUGAAAUGCCAGAUGACCCUUAUGAGAUCGUGUCCAUCUUCAUGGACGAUUUCAGUAGCACGAAAAGGAACAUCAUUGGACAUGUCUCUGGCUGGUUGUUGAGCGACAGCCGUGACGACAAGAUCGAUGACUUUGUGCAAGAGAUGGAGAUGACCAAGUUCUGGCCGCUAGAAAGAAGAGAAGCUAUCGCCGAAGUCCUCCUCAAGAAUGUGGACUUGAAAACCAAGUUCCACUGCCCUGAGAAAUACGAAAAUGAAGAACGCCUUGCUGAUCACAAGGCACAGUGUAGCUUCAGGCCCGUCAUUUGCCCAAACGAGGGAUGCCGCGCAAAGGUUUCGGUCCGUUGCAUGCAGGAUCAUGACGCGGCUUGCCUGUUCAAGAUCAUCCAGUGCGAGCAGAACUGCGAGAAACGCCUCCUGAGGCGUGAUAUGGACAGGCACUGCGUUACUGUCUGCGCCAUGAGGCCCAUGAAGUGCCCUUUUGGCUGUGAUUCUUCCUUCCCUGAAACUAAUCUUGGGGAGCACUGUUCAGAGAGUCUCCAGCUACACCUGCUAAAGGUCCUUCAGGCGAUUCACAAGAAAGGUUUUACAGCCGAUGAGCUCAAAGACCGUGCUCUACAGCUGGAGAAGUCUGAUGAUCAUGGUAAACUGGCUAAAGCUCGGGACUCGAGAUCUCUUACUACUAUUGUGAAGGAUCUUGAAGCAAAGAUGAAAUCAUCAAGUUAGCUUGAAGGAUCUUUUAUAUACAAGAAAAGCGGCCUGGAUAUUGGCAUGGUUUAGUUGCAGGGUUGAUUCCACACAAAGUAUAUAGAGAAGAGAUAUAAAGUUCCUUAUUAUUUUCCUAUCACAGCUUUUUUUUCCUCACCAUUUUGCUCACAAUCAAUUCAGUUAUUUUUCUUUAUUUGUUUUUAUCUAGAGGGAAAUCAAUUCAGUUAUUUUUCUUUAUUUGUUUUUAUCUAGAGGGAAAUCAAUUCAGUUUUUGAGAUGUAAAGUUUGCUUUUG
Lolium rigidum is the source of this 1532-nucleotide messenger RNA. RefSeq lists its product as uncharacterized. Gene Ontology annotation, molecular function: zinc ion binding. The record is from RefSeq and is a predicted model, not a curated record. The coding region runs from base 192 to 1256 and encodes 354 amino acids. The transcript is spliced from 4 exons. NCBI's taxonomy places the organism in Eukaryota, Viridiplantae, Streptophyta, Magnoliopsida, Poales, Poaceae.